Molecule: messenger RNA, 1265 nt
Organism: Sander lucioperca (pikeperch)
Lineage: Eukaryota; Metazoa; Chordata; Actinopteri; Perciformes; Percidae
Gene: rgn
Product: regucalcin
Exons: 8
Coding region: 61-990 (309 amino acids)
Biological process (GO): L-ascorbic acid biosynthetic process
Molecular function (GO): calcium ion binding; enzyme regulator activity; gluconolactonase activity
Source: RefSeq, a predicted model, not a curated record
UGAACGCAGCAUCAGCUGGAUGCUGCGUUACAACUUUAAAUAACUUACCACAGCAGAGUGAUGUCAUCGGUGAAGGUGGAGUGUGUGGUAAAGGCGGGGGCUCUGAUUGGUGAAGGGCCGGUGUGGGAGGAGUCAGAGCAGACGCUGCUGUUCGUCGACAUCGCCGGACACAAAAUCCACCGCUGGAGUCCAACAACCAAUCAGAUGCAGUCUGUGGAGACAGAGGACUCUGUGGGCUUUGUGGUUCCCCGUAUGUCUGGUGGUUAUGUUGCCGGUGUGGGUCGCUGCAUCGUGGCUGUUGAUUGGUCGACUGAGAUGAUGACAUCACUGGUGGAGGUGGACGAGGACAAACCGACCAAUCGGCUGAACGACGGGAAGGUGGACCCAACCGGACGCCUGCUGGCAGGUACGAUGGGGAAGGAGGAGCGCCCCGCUGAAGUUCAGAAAGGACAAGGCUCUCUGUUCUCUAUGACCUCUGACCUCACUGUUACCAGACACCUGAGACAGGUGGACAUCUCUAACCUGUCUGUCUCUCAGGUGGACAUCUCUAAUGGCUUGGACUGGUCUUUGGACCAGAAGACGUUUUUCUACAUCGACAGUUUGUCUCUGACGGUCGACGCCUUCGACUACGACCCAACCACAGGAAACAUCUGUAACAGGCGUGUGGUGUACCGGCUGCAGGAGGGGGAGGGGCUUCCUGAUGGGAUGGCGGUGGAUGCUGACGGCCGUCUCUGGGUGGCGUGUUAUAACGGAGGACGAGUCAUCAACAUUGACCCGGCUACAGGUGUGCGUGUGCGUAGCGUGUCUCUGCCGGUGAUGAAGACUACUUCCUGUUGUUUUGGGGGUCCAGGAUACUCUGACCUCUACGUCACAUCAGCCAGUCUGGGCCUCGACCAAUCAGAGCGCAGAGAGCAGCCGCUGGCCGGACACACCUUCAGGGUAACAGGACUCGGGGUUAAAGGUCGUCCUUCGAACUCGUUCUCUGGAUAAUCUUCAUCAGCCAAUCACAGCGCAGAUCACCAUUAAUCUGUCACCAACUCUUAUGAAUGAAUGAAUGAAUAUCUUGUGUGGGGGGUUAGGGUGUAAUCAGUAAGUAGUUUAAUGAGCUGGAUAAUGUAGAGCGAGCCCUAACUCUACGUAAUCUUUUGAUAAAUAAAUGGGUAAUGUUAAAGAGUAUGAUCCUUUUAGUUUAACAUCAAACAGCCCCGAAAUCUCCAUCACCAAACUACACCAGACUCCAUGUAAAUAAUCAGGACUUUUAUCAU